Cylicocyclus nassatus is the source of this 6005-nucleotide messenger RNA. The record is from the annotation of a GenBank genome assembly. Lineage: Eukaryota; Metazoa; Nematoda; Chromadorea; Rhabditida; Strongylidae.
GUUUUAUGGCGGAUGGCGGUGCUGCCACUGUCUCUGCCGUUGAUCGUUUCGGCGAUCACAUUUGAUCUGAUAUUCCAUGACCUAAAAGGAACACCCCUCGUACUACUCGCCCCCACAAGGAACAUCACCUUUACCGUAACCGGCAAUAGCCUACUAGCCGAUACCGUAACCCUAGCGCCUGUGGAAGUCGGCUCCACCUUGUCCGUGUCGGUAAAGUGCCUUUCCGAAACAUCAGUGCAUAUUUCGACAGCUGGACGAAAUUCGUUGCUCUAUUCACCAUCGAUAUGCUCUGCUGCCAAUGGAGUGUUGGUGGAUGAGGCCACUUUGCACGGCAAUUGUGUAAGCAACUUAUAUCAAGGAUCGAAUUUAUUACUGACAAAGCUUUGCGGUAGUCAUUCAACGAAAUCCGAUGCACCAUCGCGAUCCACGGCAGUGUCGACCAUCCAGCCUAUUUAUGUAGCUGAGCCAUUGGAGGUAAACGAGGGAGGUUCGAUGCCUUUGCAAUGGAAGAAUAUCUAUGUUUUGCCAGAACAUUCCCGCUUCAACCUUACAAACAAGCAAAUCGCAUUUUCUGUAGUAGAAGGUCCACAUCACGGUACGCUGACACUAGAUGGCCAGCCAUGUUCUGCGUUCGAUUAUAGUCAGUUGUUAGCUAGAAGUGUAAUCUAUCGUCACGAUGGUAGUGAAACGACGCAGGAUCAGCUCGAGUUUCAACUCGACAUCAAUUCAAAGAAAACCGAUUUUCCGUGGUUCGAUUCGGCCACAUACGUACUACGGAUACGUAUCAACCCCGUCAAUGAUCCACCGGAGCUAACCGAGGCCAAAGGAGGCCAUGUGAUAAAGAUUUCAGCAAAAGGAAGUCGCACUCUCUCACCCGACCAGAUCCUUCUGUCUGAUCCAGAUGAUGGCCCAGACAAGAUCCGUGUCCAAGUGGUCGAGGGGCGUGGCGUCCAUUUGCGCAUUCAUAAUAGGACAGUGACCGAGUUUACACAAAGACAAUUCAUCAAUAGAUUAGUAACAAUCCAUGAUGAAGGUUUGUUCGAAAAGGGUGUGCUUCGAUUGGUUGCUAGAGAUAGGGAUUCAAGAUCACAGGUUUUGACGUUACAUACUAUCAGCACUCCAGUGGAAGUUCGACUAAAGACGAAUACGGGCGUACGACUGCUACAUCAUUCUUCAGCAUUAAUCACAGCAAGCAACCUCUCCUUCACUGCCUCGGUACCAGAUCUACCUCUGUCCUUUUCCAUUGUUGGUCUUCCAGACCAUGGUGUUAUAGAAUGUAGUCCAGAACACGGUCAUUUUGCUGUAUGCAGCACAUUCACACAAGAACAGGUAAACCGAGGACUGGUUAGAUUUCGCCACACUAGCAGUCAUCACCCAAAGCAAGAUAUGUUCAGCUUUCAGGUCGAAUCUGGAGACUAUGUGUCGAUGAUACACAAUUUUCGCCUAAUGUUCAUUCCAAUGAAUGUGAAGGUGUUCAAUCGCGAAGCGUUUAUGCUCAAUGGAACGGAAUCUGCCACACUCAGCCGAGCUAACCUCUUCGCUUGGACUUUUCCAAAAAGCUAUUCGCCAGAGAAACUUGUAUACCAUAUCGAAGAACCACCCAAAUAUGGCAUACUCUCAAGAAGAAUCAAUGGAAAAAGUCGAAGGAUUGGAGUUUCUUCUAACUUUACGCAAUUGGAUAUCGACAAUCGCCUGAUCUCUUUCAAGUUGCACUUCAUGCAAUAUUCCAUUAUCAACGACUUCUUCCUUUUUCGAGUCAUUACUCCUGCAGUUUCGUCUGAGUCACUUAGAUUUGAGAUCAUCUUCGUUCCCACACAGACAUCCAUCCAGUUGGUAAAUCGCACCGUUGUCGUACAAGAAGGAGAAGCAACUACCAUCACCUCCGAUUCGCUAUCGUUAGCCACUCCGGACGAUUCUUUCUUCAUUUUUAAUCUGGCCUUGGCACCAAUCCAAGGAGCUCUGAUGCUGAAGACUAAUGGAGGCAACAAAACACUUACGGUCGGCAUGAACUUCACAACUAAAGAUGUGGCCGAAGAGAGACUCAUCUACUCGCAUUCUGGUUCCGAAAGUCAUGCUGAUCGUCUCCAUCUUAUUGCUGAGUCAGCAUUUCGCAGAGGAAGGCGGAUACCUUUCUGGAUGUCAUUUUCAAUAAUUCCUAUAAAUGAUAACAAGCCCCGACUACAAGGAAGUGAUGUGAUACAGAUUGUGGAAAGGGGCGAGCGAAUACUCUACCCAACUUUGCUGAACUGGGUUGACGACGAUUCUGAUGGUUCACCGCUGCAAUUCAACUUUUAUCAGCCGAUAAAAGACGCAGCCGUGCUUUCCACAGUCUCGCCUUAUCAUCCAGUGACAGCAUUCACAGAAAAAGAUCUACAACAAGGACGAAUUAUGUUAAGACACUUGGGGCACAAGAGAAAUUUUACUAUCAGCUACACAGUCAGCGAUGGCAAGCACACCGUCGAGGGUCUGUUACGGGUCAUAGCAUCGGACCCUUUCAUAAAAAUUGGUGAAAGUCUCCUGGAAUAUUGUUGUCUACCUGGUGAUACACCCAAUCUUCCUGUGGGACCCUUGAAUCUUUCCGUGUUCACCAAUUUGGAUAUAAAAUUGGAGGAUAUCGUGUAUCAUACAGAAUCCAAUAAUUUUCUUAAACAACAGCAUAGAUCGAGACGGCCAGUGCGUGAUUUCACGCAGAAGGACAUCAAUGAUGGGAAGAUUUCGUACAAUGUUGGUCCCGCAGUUGCUGAACCACUUACAGUGAAAAUAGCCAAUCAAAGCUUAAGAGCACAGGUCCAAAUUAUUCGCCGUUCGUUGGGAGCAUCGUUGGAGCUUCGUCGAUCUAACACCGUCUCUGUGCCUGUAGAAGGCGUUAUUUCAAUAGAUUCGAGUCAUUUGGAAAUCGGCGAUUCAGCCACCUCAGCUGACCAUCUCAUCUAUCAUGUGAUUAGACCACCUCAGGAAGGAACACUAGUCUUGGAAAGAGAAAAGGGCUCUACCUCACCGCAUAUGUCAGCGCAGCGAUUUACGCAAAGGGACGUGGAUUUGGGAAGAGUACAGUAUAUCCACAGUGCUAGCGGAGCAGGAAGGGAUACCGUAUACUUCAACAUCAGCUCACCUCAUAUUACCAAAGGGCCUUACACACUGUAUUUGGAAAUUUACGAGCAUCAUGUCUCGCUCAACACGUCACCCAUUCAAGUGGUAGCUGGAGCCUCUACAGUGAUUUCCAAUACUGCAAUCAACGCAACAUCGUCAGAUAGAGAGGACUAUGUAAUAAACGUGGUUGAGAAACCCUAUUAUGGUUGGAUAGUUUUGGACUCGUGGAAUCUAAGCAACAUCAGUUCUAUAGUGGCUCGGAUCUACGCGAACGACGGGUUGUUGACGGCUUGCAUAUCUGAUCACACAUGCACACAGCCGCGAAUUGUUGAUGUGACAUUAUCGCAGAGGAAUGUGCAAAGUCCUCAACUUCUCCGAAACGAAAUACUCCGGGUUAGUGCUGAUAAGACGGUUAUAACCAAUGCCCACCUCGACACGGAGGACCCUGAUACGCCAUCCACUGGAGUAUUUUUCCUGAUCUCGCGACCUUCAAAUGGAGUGGUUGUAAAUGCCAACGACGUAUCGAAAGCGAUCUAUAACUUCUCACAAAAAGAUGUAGAUGAUUCUUCAGUGGUCUUCAUGAGACACUUGAAUGCAUCUGGAUCCGGUGGCUUUUCCUUUCUGCUCUCUGACGGUGUCCAUCAAAUCGGACCUGAAUGGUUUUCUAUCGAAGGCUGGACCAGCAAUUCACCAGUAUUGCAAGCGAAUGCAAGACUAAUGGCUUCGCCAAAUGGGAGUACGGUAAUCGGAGUGGAGUCACUACGAGCAAACAUACCCAAUGCGCGACCUGAAGAGAUACUGUAUUCUAUAUCGAGGACACCGAAGUUUGGAAAGAUUAUGGUGGAUGGACAUGAGACUGGGAAAUUUAGUCAAUAUGAUAUCAACAGGAAUCGUGUCACUUACAACAAUGAAAAUGUACGGCAGACCGAAUGGACCAGAAAAGACGCAUUUCAUUUUGUACUCCAAAAGAAUGGCUCGGAUAAACCGAUAGAGGAGGAGUUCAGGUUCCGCAUUUCCACUACCUACGCUGCUCUACAGGAUCCUACUGUGAGAUAUGUGAAGACUUCCCCGCUGAAAACAUCUAAAGGAGGCUCGGUGGCUUUGACAGCGACUCAUCUUGAAGCUAGUAUGCUUGCUUCAUCAGCGUCGGAUGAGAAGCUUAUACUGGAAGUGUCAACCGCUCCUAGACAUGGUGUGCUCGAGUUUCUGGACGGUGUUGCCAGUCAAUUAACUUGGUCGGAUUUCCAAGCUGAAACCAAACUAAUUUAUAGGCAUGGAGGUGAAGAGUCACGGGACGACUCGGUCACUUUCUUCAUCUAUCCAGCAAGUGAGAAAACGAGAAGAUCCAGUCGUUUGCGUAUUACCGUACCCAUCCAAAUCACCACGCUGCGGGACCCUCUGGUUCAGGUCACAAGAUUCCCGACAUCGGUCUCCAUUCGCAAUUCCGGUUCACUCAUAUUAUCUCCACAAUAUUUCCUUGCAACUCAUCCUCAUGUGCCAUCCCAAUCUAUUGUUUACGAGAUUACGCACCCAGGGGCAGCAGGAACAGCUAUUAGGGUAAAUGGACAGAAGAAAGGCAUGUUCAGUCAAGAGCAGAUUAACGAAGGUGCCGUAACCCUAAUUCACGCUCCGUCAUCGUCAACUUUAUCAUCACAUGACGUUCUUGGAUUUUCUGUCGAAGGACAUUCUCGUGCCCUCAUUGUGAAGCUCAAACCACUCGACUUAGCGUUAGAAAAUCACACAGCAAUAGAAUAUCCGCAGGGAAAGACCUAUGUGGUGUUAAACCGGACUCAUCUUGGUGCCUACGCAAAUGGAAAUAGAUCGGCCAUUACUUAUAAGAUAAUAAGCGGACCAGAGAAUGGCACAUUUUACUGGGUAGCCGGUGAGAAAGAGGCUAAACAGUUUACCCAGAAAGACAUUGAUGAAGGGAAGAUUCUUUAUGCUCAGCUCAAUAUGCACUCGUAUAAGGAUAGCUUCGAAUUCAUUAUGGCCAACACCGAGAAAGGAGUGGUACGCAACCGAUCCGAUAUUGUCGUUACACCUUUAGUCAUUGCUCAACCGGUGAUUGUUGAGACUAACAGUGCAGUACCGUUGACACCCAGUCAACUGAACGCAAGUGCCUUGCAGGGUUCGACACCGAGGUUUCUGAUCACGUCCACACCAAAAUACGGCCGUAUAUCUUUGGAUCCUGUAGCUAACCAUUCUGCUACAUUUUUCACAUUUCCGGACAUUAUUCGAGGAAGAGUGUUUUACCAAGCUUUCAGCACGAAUAGGGAGGUGACCGAAAACUUGGAACUUGAAGUUCGAGCAGACAGUGUGCAACCGGCCCGGUUUAUCCUACCUAUCACUAUCAUUCCGACUGAUACAGAUGUUCAAGAGCAGCAAGAAAAAGAGGUGCGACGGAAGGAUUUGAAGGAGGAAACGCAGAUCGAGUCACCUCGCUUAUCGCCCGUCAGCGAACAACUUCCAGUGGUGAUACUGAUAGUCAUUCUUGGUAUCACCGUUUGCGUUCUCCUAUGUCGACGAAGGCCAAAAAAGAAGCCUACACCAGCACCGUCUACACCGCAGUUAGGCUCCACGCCUCGUACAUCAUUACCGGAGAAACCAGAUUUGUUAGGGUCCACAGUUUUUGCUCAGUUAGGGAACUCUGCACCACCCCCUCGACAACCACUGAAAACUUUCGAAAGAACGCAAGUUACUCCGCUCAGCAAAAGGCGCUUACAGCCUUCAUUGGAUUACGCUGGGUUGGCUACGGAUACACCUCCACCAAUGCCGUUAUUCAAGCAACUGGCGGCACAAAGAUCUGAUGCUCAUCAUUGGGUUUGAUAUACACUGCCUUUUAUGUACAAAUCAUCAUGUCCUUCAUGCAAAUAAUUUAAAGAGUAUAUAUAACAAUUCACUUCUAAUAUAUUGAU